UGCAGCCCAUGGAUUUUAUUCUGUGCGCGGCGCCGAGCGAGUGAAAAUAUAUCCAAAACAAACUGCGAGGCCACAUCCAUUUUCAACUCUCCCGGGUGUUUUCAGCUUGAAAUUCGAAUCUGCAACUUCAGCCGUCGGUGUGAUCUGAGGUGUCCGUGUUUUUCGGAUUUGAAAACGGUGCAGUUUAAAGUGAUUCUGGUGAUUUCAACUCUCGUGCGCAACAGGCGACCGGAUUUCGCCAUUCGUUCCGCCUCUCUGGACCAUAAAACGUCGAUUUGAUGCUGGCCUCUGGAAAUCACGAAAGAGUCUGGUCGCCGUGAGGGCGCGGAAUGCUGAGGGUCCUAUUGCACAGCACCUGCAUCAUCGUCGACAUCGCCAGCAACCACAUCUGAGAAGCAAAAUGAUCAAGACACCGGCGUUGUUGCCCCUGCUCACAGGUGGAUUUGUGUGCCUGAUCUUGGCAGGGGUGGUUUAUGCUGGCGGUAACCAACAACAGGAAGCCUCUACAAUCGCCCCAAAGGCUGUAAACGAGAGCUCGGCGCCACUGAACAACAGCGUUGUCGCGGCUGCCGAGGCCAAAGAUGAAAAAACCACUUCAGAAAAACCACUUUGCACGGACUGCAUACCAGAGGGAACUUCCAAACUGGCAUUUCCUGCAACCAAGACUAACCAAAUAGAUAUGAAUAAAUACACUGCAGAGAAAAUUGCAAAUGAAUAUUCGGAGCGCAUCAAAGCGUCAAUAGACUUGAUGCCCUCGUCAGUGGAAGAGCGGUUGCGCCAGCUUUCCGAGGAAGUGCACAAGGGUUUCAACCAUAAUGACUUUUUCGACGAGCCUUCGUCUUCGUUGAUCGCGCCCACCUCUUCUUCUGCCAAAAUUGUGCCUACCAGCUCUUUCUCGGAACCAGAGUUUGCCGCUGCCAACAACGACUGGACGCCCAUCAAUCCGCAGCCCUUCCACACUCCGGAACUGCCAAGGCAGUUUUCCGUCGGAGUUGGUUUUGUCAGCAAAGUGCAUUACGACCACUCGCAAGAUCCCAACAAGAUCGUCAAGUCGUCGGUUUUCUACUUGGACGAUGGUGAUGCCACCGGGUUUGUGUCUUCGUCCAACUUCAAGUAUGAGAAAACCGUCCCCCCGUCAAUUCAGCCCACUUCGGUUACCAUGGUUGUGCACUCCACUGGUGCCUACACUAGCAAUGAGAGGGGCUAUUAUCAUGAAGAACCAGAGAAAGAACCUGAAGUGGACAUUUCCAUCACCUCUGACUCAGUGCACACUGUGCUCACUAACGAUGGCAUCAAUCUGCUGAAUGACACAUCCACUUCAUCAACUUUGAACAACAUCACAGUCAACAAGGAGUUCCACAGCGCCAAAAAUCUGUCCACCAUCAUCCCUCCACUUGGAGCCAAACACAACGUUACAGACGUGGAAUUGAUUCCCAGCGCUGAGUCAAAACUGGUCAAAGCCGUGACCAACAGCAGUGAGAAUGAAGCCCUGAAUAAAGUCAACGACACUGGAAAACCGGUCAAAGAUAUGGAGGAGUCCAUGUCGGGUCAGUCCAUCACUGUUUCGGCGUUUGCUGAGAGGAAGGGUCUGCCCAAGUCAACCACCGAGAUGUCUGCCGAUUUGUCGGAAAAGGAACAAGAGACGUCAGUGACGCCGAAAAGCAUUCCAGCCAAUAUUAUCCGGAACAGAAAACCUUCCUCAGGGUACAGAAGGAGGACUACAAGCACUACAACAACAACCACGACAGAAGCUCCAGUCGAAAUUACAACGGAAAAUUCUGACGAUUCUAUGGCUAUGGGUUCAGAGAGCAUGCUAGAUUGUACAACCACGGAGGGGGAAGAGGAAGUCACUGAAUCGCCUAAGAAUGAGAACAAGAUUGUCACGCACAGCAGCAGCACCACUACCACCACUGUGCGCGUCUACACCACUAAUGAGCCUCCCACGUCUGAGGGAAAUCAAAUGACGCCUCUCUCGACCUCGACGUUUUUGCCAGAGGCUGAGGAGACAACAUACAAAAUAAUUUCUGAGAGCACCACUGUCCACAACGUCCACUCGGUCGAAAGCACCCUCAAACCUACAAAGACAGACGAGGAAGACGAUUGUGAAAUGGAGGAGCCAAAUUCUUCGGCAGCUCCCGGUGUCAGUCAGAAAACGCCAAUUCAUGAAACCAAUGUAACGGCCGAGGAGACCACUGAGAUCCCAAUGGAGGUCAAGGCCUACUUGCAGCUGAAGGUGGCCACCUCGUGGGAAGAGCUGUGCAGAAAUCAAGAGGAUUUCAAGAAGGGUUUGGCUGAUAUGCUGUCCAGAGGCACCAAGAAGGACGUUUCGCCUGACAGGGUGGUCCUUCUGAAUGAUGAAGAGUGCCACGAGCCACCACCGGAGGAGGCUGAUGGAAUUUCUGUCCAUCUUUAUCUGCAGGAUGAGCAUGGAGAUUAUGACAUGAACCUUACCCAGGCCUUCCCGACCAUUUGGCUCGGACAAAUGGACAACAACACCUUAAAGAUCACCUGCGCUGACAUUAGAUUUACAAAUAACGAGCAGGCCCCUUCAACGGCUGAGAAUGGAGGAGUGAUUGCUGCAAUUGCAAUCACUGGUGUUGCUGCUGGAUGUUUCUUGCUCCUUGUUAUUCUUAUGCUCAUUAUGAGGAAGCGGCAGGGCAGAUUCAACUAUGGCCAAAGGUGCACACCUGUGUCCCUGGACGCUUACAGCCUGGACAGCGUUUCUGUCUACAACAGUGUGCGUAGGAAAGGCGCCUUGAGAGCUUCGAAGAGGUCUUACGGAAACCCCAACUUUGAAGACGGGGAGGGCCCUUCACACCAAAUGAAUUUCGCCGGUCUGGCCAACUGCCUGAACGACACCAAGGCUAUCCACGAGGAAUUCGCGCUGGUGCCCGUCAUUCACGCCAGACUGGAUGAACUGCCGGCUGGAGCAGAGACCAAAAACAGAUACGCCAAUGUGAUUCCCCUGCCUGAAACUCGGGUGCCUCUCACCAAGAGAGGCUCCGACCUCCUGUCGGAGUACAUAAAUGCCAACUUUGUCAGGGGCCCGAAAAAUGCCCCUAGAUAUUACAUAGCUUGCCAAGCGCCGAUGGAGUCGACAGUCUCCGAUUUCUGGCGCAUGAUUUGGGAGCAGCAGAGCAAAGUUAUCCUCAUGCUGACUGACUUGGAGGAGAAUGGAGUGGAAAAGUGCGCAGACUACUUGCCGCCCUCGGAGGUGCUGGACUGUCACAGACUGUUCGGCGACUUCCAUGUGACACUUAAGAAAAGGGAGGAGAGGGACAAAUAUGUCAUCUCUACACUCCAGCUUAAGAACAUGGAAUCAAACUUGUGGAGAGAAGUGACACAUUUGUGGUACUUUGGGUGGCCGAGCACAGGUGUGCCGGAGGAAGCCAACGCCAUCAUAGCGUACAUCAUAGAGGCGCGCGCCUUCAUGAAGGGCAACACCGGCCCCAAUGUGGUGCACUGCAGCCCCGGAACAGGCAGAACAGGCACCAUCAUUGCCGCCGACUUGUGCAUCAGGGAUUUCGAGAAGAGCCGAGUGGUCGACGUGCCUAAAAUAGUCCAACGUCUCCGUCGGGACAGAGCAGGAGCGGUACAGACCAAGGAGCAGUACCUCUUCAUUUAUCAGGUUUUAAAUUUAUAUGCAGCCAAAUUGACAGGCGGGGCCAUGGAAUCAUUAUAGGAACCUUCUCGAGGAAACCAGACUGUGCAAAAAAUCAGUGAUUUAAUUAAUACAAAAAUUAAUCAAUGGCUGACAAUUAAUUUUAAAUUAAUAUCACUCGCGAGUUUCAAUCGUGCCUGAUCAGAUUCACUCUGAAACAGAGUGAUGUUAUUUAUAUAUCAUUAGUUUAAAUAAUUUUAAGGAAUAAAAACAGCUAUUUGAACUGAGGGACCAAUUAUGUACAGUAGUUCAACAACCAGACACGGAGAUCUUGAGUAGAGACGUUUGCAUUUUGCAUCCAUCAAGCACUUUUAGUGUCGUUGUUGCAUUUUAGCGUAAUUUUUCCACAAGCGCUUCAAUAGAUUUCCUUAAAAAAGCACAAAUUUGUAUAAAAGGUAUAAAAAAAAGUUAGAACGCCAUAAAUAAUGAGAAAGACUUAGCGUCUUUUUAUGCUAUUGAUUCAUGUCGUUGUUGCUCACUAUUUGUUAGCACGAAGCAAUUUGGUAGCCAUGUUUCUGUGAUCAUUGAAGAUUUUUAAGUAGGAAUUUUUGACUGUGAGCGCUCUCUCUUUGUUCCAUUUAUAUUUUGUUCCUUGUCCUUUGGCGGCUACAUAAAAGAUAGUAUAUAAAAUAUUGGACUAUUUGUUUUGCCACGCACUUUUGUAAUUAAAAUGUUCGAUAAAACAUGACAAUGAGAAAGUGCGAGCACCGCCAAAGUUUGGAUGUGGCCUGAAGCAGCAGCACAGAGAAUGUAUCAAGCAGUGCAUAUCAAUUAAUCAGUUUGAGUGGCAAGGAAGGGUAGAUCUCACUCCAUUUGUGAAAAGUGAAAAGUAUAUGUAUGUUUGAAUGCGACCUUGUAUAAACAUUUUGAAUCAACGGGGAACUAUUUUAUCAUUGAUAAUUAAUUAAUAAAGUGUUGUAAAACUAUUUAGCUGAAA
This is a messenger RNA of Neocloeon triangulifer, 4598 nucleotides long. RefSeq lists its product as uncharacterized. Bases 401 to 3682 code for a protein of 1093 amino acids. The transcript is spliced from 15 exons. NCBI's taxonomy places the organism in Eukaryota, Metazoa, Arthropoda, Insecta, Ephemeroptera, Baetidae. Gene Ontology annotation, biological process: protein dephosphorylation. The record is from RefSeq and is a predicted model, not a curated record. Gene Ontology annotation, molecular function: protein tyrosine phosphatase activity.